This is a messenger RNA of Marmota monax (woodchuck), 3986 nucleotides long. It is a transcript of the gene Faf1, whose product is annotated as Fas associated factor 1. The coding region runs from base 16 to 1881 and encodes 621 amino acids. NCBI's taxonomy places the organism in Eukaryota, Metazoa, Chordata, Mammalia, Rodentia, Sciuridae. The record is from RefSeq and is a predicted model, not a curated record. Gene Ontology annotation, molecular function: ubiquitin binding; NF-kappaB binding. Gene Ontology annotation, cellular component: nucleus; endoplasmic reticulum. The transcript has 17 exons.
GUUUUUGUUUUAUUAAUGGCCUUCUCUGUUUCUUGUUUGCAGGCAGCUAUCAAUGGUGUAAUACCCCAGGAAAAUGGCAUUCUACAAAGUGAUUAUGGAGGUGAGACCAUACCAGGCCCUGCAUUUGAUCCAGCAAGUCACCCAGCUCCAGCUACUACUCCCUCCUCCUCUUCAGCGUUUCGACCUGUGAUGCCAUCUAGGCAGAUUGUAGAAAGGCAACCUCGUAUGCUGGAUUUCAGAGUUGAGUACAGAGACAGAAAUAUUGAUGUGGUACUUGAAGACAGCUGUACUGUUGGAGAAAUUAAACAGAUUCUAGAAAAUGAACUUCAGAUUCCUGUGUCUAAAAUGCUGUUAAAAGGCUGGAAAACUGGAGAUGUGGAGGACAGUACGGUCUUAAAAUCGCUACACUUGCCAAAAAACAACAGCCUUUAUGUCCUUACACCAGAUUUGCCACCACCUUCAUCAUCUAGUCAUGCUGGUGCCCUGCAGGAGUCAUUAAAUCAAAACUUCAUGCUGAUCAUCACCCACCGAGAAGUCCAGCGGGAGUACAACCUGAACUUCUCAGGAAGCAGUACCAUUCAGGAGGUAAAGAGAAAUGUGUAUGACCUUACAAGUAUACCCGUUCGACAUCAGUUAUGGGAGGGCUGGCCACCCUCUGCCACAGAUGACUCAAUGUGUCUUGCUGAAUCAGGGAUCUCUUAUCCCUGCCACCGACUUACUGUAGGAAGAAGAUCUUCACCUGCACAGACUCGGGAGCAGUCAGAAGAACAAAGCACCGAUGUUCAUAUGGUUAGUGAUAGCGAUGGAGAUGACUUUGAAGAUGCUACAGAAUUUGGGGUGGAUGAUGGAGAAGUAUUCGGCAUGGCGUCAUCUGCCCUGAGAAAAUCUCCAAUGAUGCCAGAAAACGCAGAAAAUGAAGGAGAUGCCUUAUUACAGUUUACAGCAGAGUUUUCUUCAAGAUAUGGUGACUGCCAUCCUGUAUUUUUUAUUGGCUCAUUAGAAGCUGCUUUUCAAGAGGCCUUCUAUGUGAAAGCCCGAGAUAGAAAGCUUCUUGCUAUCUACCUCCACCAUGAUGAAAGUGUACUAACCAACGUGUUCUGCUCACAAAUGCUUUGUGCUGAAUCCAUUGUUUCUUAUCUGAGUCAAAAUUUUAUAACCUGGGCUUGGGAUCUGACAAAGGACGCCAACAGAGCAAGGUUUCUGACAAUGUGUAACAGACACUUUGGCAGUGUUGUUGCACAAACCAUUCGGACUCAAAAAACAGAUCAGUUUCCACUUUUCCUGAUUAUUAUGGGAAAGCGAUCAUCUAAUGAAGUAUUAAACGUGAUACAAGGUAACACAACAGUGGAUGAGUUAAUGAUGAGACUCAUGGCUGCAAUGGAGAUCUUCUCAGCACAACAACAGGAAGAUAUAAAGGAUGAGGAUGAACGUGAAGCCAGAGAAAAUGUGAAGAGAGAGCAAGAUGAGGCCUAUCGCCUUUCACUUGAGGCUGACAGAGCAAAGAGGGAAGCUCAUGAGAGAGAGAUGGCAGAACAGUUUCGUUUGGAGCAGAUUCGCAAAGAGCAAGAAGAGGAACGUGAGGCCAUCAGACUCUCCUUAGAGCAAGCCCUGCCUCCAGAACCAAAGGAAGAAAAUGCUGAGCCUGUGAGCAAACUGCGGAUCCGUACCCCCAGUGGCGAGUUCCUAGAGAGGCGUUUCCUGGCCAGCAAUAAGCUCCAGAUUGUCUUUGAUUUCGUUGCUUCUAAAGGAUUUCCAUGGGAUGAAUUCAAGUUACUGAGCACCUUUCCUAGGAGAGAUGUAACUCAGCUGGACCCCAAUAAAUCACUAUUGGAGGUAAAAUUGUUCCCUCAAGAAACCCUUUUCCUUGAAGCAAAAGAGUAAACACAGCUCAGCGGUGGAACCAGCCUUUCCUUGACAAGCCAGAGGCCUGUGUCAAGAGAUGGGCUCCUCGCCAACCCACCCACACGCUCGUCUCACUCAAUUCAAUGUCACACUUCUGCCUCUUGCAAGAUUGCUGGAAAAAAAAAAAGUAAUAAUAAACAUAGCUACUUAAAAUUUCCCAUCCAUGAGUAUAUGUUCCCAGCCCUCAUUCCAGAGAAUUGCAACUCUGCCACCCUCCCCUAUCCCCUGCACUUCACCCUUGUUCAAUGACUAAUGUACUAUUCAAGUGUGAGUGAUCACUAGUAGAAUUUUUACCUCUCCAGUGCCUAUUUUUCCCCCACAGUGUCAAAGACAGUUCUGUCUGUCCUGUGACACCAGGAUACUGUGUAUUUGAUAUGUCUCAUUGAGCCAAGACUCACACCUCUGCCUUUUUAUUUUCAUGACUGGAUUUCUACUUUGUCACCUACUUUUAAGAGGCAGGGGGGGAGUCGAAUGGGACAUUCUUGGCAUGGAGAUUAAACGUUGUAGGAAAAAAAAAAUGUAUAUCAUUUUUGUUGGUACUUUCUGACUUCUUUACUGAGAUAAAAGGUUUUGUUUGAGGAUUGGUUUAACAUAUAUGCAAGAUAUUUAUUCACUGCUGCUGCCUUGGGUCUGCAGGUUCCAUCUAGGAGCCGAAUGGGAAAUUGUUCAAGUAUACAUGUGAAUGUUGAAAUAGUGUACAGAGGGGACUAAUACCCAGACUUUGGUAUCUGGCGCAGCUGUGGGAAGCUGCUGUUGGGUUUGGAUUUGGGCAGUAAGGAACCCAAUGGAUACCAACUCCCACAUUGCUGGUCCAUCAGUAUACACUGAGCACAGUUCUCUCUUGCUCUUGUCUCCCUCUACUUCUUCAAGCAUUCGAACCUUAUCACCUGGUAUUUUAAGCACCUUUUCUAUUGCCAAAAUCUGACCAGCUAUCCCUCCAGCUCUCCUACAUUAAAGAACUUGCUCUGAUAUUUCACUAUUUUAACAUUAGAUAUUGAAAAGAGCAAACCUGGGGGCUCAGCCCAGAAGACAUGUUACCUGAAUCCACAUGUAAUAAUUUGGGGUUUGAUUUAGUAAUUGUGGAUUUUGCUAACUAUGGAUUUGGGGUUUGGAGUAAUUCAUGGAACACUGUUUAUAUACCUUCACAGCCAAUGAUUUCCUUUUGGUCUGGGAAUAUUCUCCAUAGCUGUUUUUGUGUCACCUGUUGUCUUUAUCCUAGGGUUUGAGAUCCCAAUUUUUACAUUUUUUACUUGAGCAAAAGAGAACAUAAGAGCUUAAGUUUAUUCCCCUGACUCUGGCAAGGGGUUCUCAGAAGACUCUAACCAAAACUGGAGAUAUGCCUGGUUAGUUUCCCUCUGACCAGAAGUGUGUGUAGGCCAAGAAAGUCCCAUCUUGUGUAUUUUCUCUGAUGUUCCACCAGGGACUUCCCUUGAAAACUCUCUUAAAAAGAGAUGUGUUCCUAACUGACUACGCUUUAUCUGCCUAUAUGUGGACCUUCUCUGGCCCCAGGGAGACUGAAAAGGAGACCCACUGUAGGGGGAGUUCCAGCUGAGUACUUUGUCUCCAGCUCCACUCCUUCCUUCUUAAUCUAGUGACUCUACCACACAGUCAUUCUUGGUGCUACAGACCCACCAGGGCAACAGCUCAUUUCCCAGGUGGACCUUGUUCUGUAGCUGCUGUGGAGAAGUGGCAGCCUGAACUCAGGCCAUACUCAGGAACAGCAGCCAGAGUGUAGGUAAGUGUUUAAGAGAAGGGUCUCUGAAUUCACCUUCAUGCUUAAUUAACCUUUCCUGUCAUUCCCCUUCAAUUCUGUAUCCCAACAAUAUAGACUUUACUCUGAAACCAAUUUUAUAAAAGUUAUUAAAUGUUACAUGAAUGUGUGAAGUUGAUAUGCCCUUUUCAAUCCUGUCUUGGAAAGUUCUCAGUCUACCCAGUCCCAUGAACUCCCUGUCCUCUAGGCCCUCAGCUAAUUGUCACUGUUCACUUGUAACCUUCUGGUCUACUGAGCUCUAGAACAGGAGGCCAAAGCAAUUUUAUACCUUUUCAUGCAAACACAACAUUAAAAUGACUUUGUUCUCACCAUA